Messenger RNA from Thlaspi arvense, 192 nucleotides. The record is from the annotation of a GenBank genome assembly. Lineage: Eukaryota; Viridiplantae; Streptophyta; Magnoliopsida; Brassicales; Brassicaceae.
AUGGGUAGUAAGAGACCUGAAAUUUGUGAAACUAACGUCGAGGCCGGGAUGUCUUCUCUUGCGAUUGUCAGCACUAAUCCCCAAGAGGAUGUUGUUCCCAUUGAAGCACCGAUCGUGUCUUCUUACAAUGAUCGGAUCAGGCCGUUGCUUGACACUGUCGACAAGCUGAGGAACUUGAACCUUUGCGGUUAA